This is a messenger RNA of Perkinsus marinus ATCC 50983, 206 nucleotides long. RefSeq lists its product as hypothetical. The transcript has a single exon. Lineage: Eukaryota; Perkinsozoa; Perkinsida; Perkinsidae. The record is from RefSeq and is a predicted model, not a curated record. The annotation marks the transcript as partial.
AUUACAGCGAUCGCUCGUGAUCCGUUGGGUGCAGUCUUGAGUCAGAGUGCGAGCUUAACAAUUGAGCACCCUCUGUUAAGGCUGGAUCCCUUACAGCUGUCGGUUAACAACCCUAUCCCCGGUAUCGAGUUCGAUGCAUCAGCCAGAAUCAUACCAACAGGGAACAGUGACCUCUUCUCCUCAUUGGAUGGGUCUCUCACCAUUCG